Colletotrichum orchidophilum is the source of this 1335-nucleotide messenger RNA. Its product is annotated as protein kinase. Gene Ontology annotation, biological process: peptidyl-threonine phosphorylation; peptidyl-serine phosphorylation. NCBI's taxonomy places the organism in Eukaryota, Fungi, Ascomycota, Sordariomycetes, Glomerellales, Glomerellaceae. The record is from RefSeq and is a predicted model, not a curated record. The coding region runs from base 1 to 1335 and encodes 444 amino acids. The transcript has 2 exons. Gene Ontology annotation, molecular function: ATP binding; protein serine/threonine kinase activity.
AUGUCAACCAAUCCUCAAGAUGUGUUCAAAUUACUAUCCCAACAAGGAAAGCUUGUGCUGGAUGAUCCGAGGAAAGUCGUUCAUGUUUACGACAGAGGCGAGUCUUCCCGACUGAAGAGCGAACAGAAGAAUCAUCCAAGUCGAAAGAGCCAUGCAGCUUCCAGACGACCAGAAGGGUUUCGCCUCGAACGCAAUGUGGUCAGCAUCAUUCAAGGUGAACUUGACGAGGCCCCGGUGUCUUACUUUUUUGACCCGGACAAGGACUUUAUACCCCGACACAAGUUCGAACAGAUUAUGACCUUAAAUCGGGUUUUAUCUGUUGUCCAUGUGCUCAAGUGCUUCAAAGACGUCCAGGAUAAGAAUCAGCUCGCCAGAGAAAUCCGAUAUGGCAGCUCAGAUGGCUCGAGGUCACCCUGUGUCAAGCUUCUCGCAAUCCUAAUUGGCAUCGGCACAGAAGAGGAUAUGUCCAUACUCAUGUCGGAAGAUGAGCUGAGAGACAGCUGUCUUCCCCUACGAAAUGUACCCGUCGACAGACGUCGGACACUUCAAUGUCGGCAACACAAGGAACAUCGCUUACUCAACAAGUAUCGUCGUCCAAAUGAUCGUGCAAUGUUUUGCCAAUGGGCAUAUACACUGUGCUCUCCCUUCAUCACAUGGGAGUAUGGAAGACACCAGCAUUACUUACUCGACACCGGCGACUUCUUCCCCAUGGAAGUCGUGUGUAAGGUUGAGGAAGAGGAGAACAAGACAGAUCCUUCUGGAAACGCUUAUGGAGGCUUCAGCGAGGUAUACAAAGUGAAAAUCCAUGAAGGCCAUUUUGACUUUGGGGGCCAUGGGAUACGGCACCCACAAGGCUAUUUUGCGCUAAAGAAGCUCACAUCCCACAAUCGCGACAGCUUUAAUCUCGAACUGUCGUCACUUGUAUCCAUUGCUCAAAAAUAUCACGACAAACAUAUCAUUCAGCUUCUCGCUACGUUUGAGGUGAAUAAUACAGUGGCAAAGGAGUCAACAUUCUAUCUCUUAUUCGAUUGGGCUGACGGCACUUUGAAUAAGUUCUGGCAAAGUAAUGAACGUCUAGUUGGAGACAGAAAGCACUGCAAGUGGAUGGCAACUCAGUUCUACGAAGUCUCUGAGGCUCUCCGCUGCGUUCACAAUGACCGUGAGCCAACUGUGCGGUAUCUUGAGGAUCGGGACUCCAACAAGCAGCUAUAUGGACGGCACGGAGACAUCAAACCAGGUAAACUACAUCCGUCUCCUCCAUAUCGAUUAAAGCUUACCUAUAGUCGAAAGGGAACUUCCUGUGGUUCAGAUCAAACAGCUUUCCCGGUCUUCUAG